GAACGGACUGACUCUCCAGGUGCAUCGUCCGUGACACAGCCAUCCUUGUGCGUGUGCAUCGCAUCCAUCCAACAACUAUUCCCCCGGUCCCCAGGCGAGCUUCCCAACAUGUAGCACCGGCUCGCGCCCAGCUGUGCCUCCUACCACGACACCAACAACCGCGCGUACGCAUCCGCAGACAUGGCUGCCUCGCCCGCUGCCUCGUCCCGCCGGAGCGCGGCGUCUUCGUCGUCGUCGACGUCGCUUCGCCGCUCCGAUGGCGGCCACCAUCAUCACCCGGCCAAGGAGCCUUCCAUAUCCAUCGACACGCUCGUUAACCAUCUGCUCGUCGCGAAACGAUCCCUCUCGUCGAUGAACCUUGUCCUGCGCGCCAACGAGCUCGCUACAUCUGCACGCACCUCGCACGAAGAGAGCGUCAUCCUCGAUGCCCAGGCGGGCUUCCUCCGCGGAUCCAUCGUCGAUCAGAUUGCCAUACUCAUCCGCGUGCGCCGCAGCCUACAUGCCACCUACGAUUGGGGCAAGCGGGACUUUAAGAAACUGAUCGGCGCCAUGGACGAGGUGGACGGCCAGCUCACUGCCACAAUGGACAUGUUGAGCCAGACAGACGUGCAGCAAGAGUUGCGGCCUGCUGGCGAAGAGAGACGCAGCUUGCUUGACUUUGUGGACGAAACGAGCGUUCAUGGCAUGCGAGAGGCGAUGAAAAAGAGCAUUGAGGAGCUACAAGGCAUCCAACAAUCGUUCGACAGAGACCUUUUACGAUUCGAAACAGACAUUCGCAACCUCAAAAAGGUUGUCAGCGAUGCGAACCAACCUGCUGAGGAAGACGGAGACGCGCCAGCCACGCCAAUGCUCGUCCUAUUGGAGAGCAUAGACGAGCAAUCGUCCACCAUGGCCCAUCUCCUCACGUCGCUGACCAAGCACUUUGACAUGUGCGUCACGGCCAUACGCACCACCGAGGGAGCGGCGGCCCUUGCUCGUCGGAAAGCCGCCGAAGUGACUCAAUCGCAGGGCGGUGAUGGCGUCUCCAUUUCGGGUGUCAUUGCGGAGCAGGAAUCCCACAUGUCCGACCUUGAGCCCAAAACGGCCGAGGAUCGCGCUGAGAUGCUCAAGGUCGUCACUCAGGAUGCCGACGAAGUCGAAGACGUAGUACGGGAGAUCCAGGAACGCCUCACUGCCAUUGAACUGGAGCACGACGCCCUUCAACAGCAGGCCAACGACAUCGGUAGGACGUACCUGGGCAUGUUGUCCGCCUACGCCGCGCUCGGUGACGUCGGCGACCGGCUGGGCGACUAUCUCGCCGCAGAGGAGGACUUUCGCACCCGCUGGGAGUUGGAAAAGGAGGUCGUCUUCGGACGCCUUCACGAGAUGAAAGAGAUGCGCGACUUUUAUGAGGGCUACGCCAGUGCAUACGGCAGCCUGGUGCUGGAGGCGGAGAGGCGGCGUGCCGUUGUCAAGCAGGCCGAGACGCACUGGCGCAAGGCCCAGGAGAGCGUCGACCGGCUGCUCGAGGCGGACCGCGCGGCUCGGGACGCCUUCCGCGCCGAAGUGGGCGAGUUUUUGCCGACGGACCUGUGGGCAGGCAUGCAGGCACCUGCGACAAGGUGGAAAGUCGUCCGCAUAGAGGAAGGCUCUGGCGAAGGGGACGAAGCCGGCGGGAGCCUGGCGACCAGCAUGACAGAAAAGGUUGGUCGGUAGUGAAGCGAAGCACGCCGCCACUUCCUUGUCUUGUUAUCUUUUCCUUUGGUUUUGUCACCUCUACUACGACCCUACUCACGGUUAUUCUAGGCGCGGAAAGGAUCAUGUAUAAAGCUGGCGAGGAUUUCAUAGAUUUCUUUUUUUUUCUUGUACACAAGCGGGCGUAUACUGCUGGAUCAGAUAGGUAGCGGGACACCUAGUACGGAGAGCGAUCAAUAGAUUGACUAAGUACUCACCUGGGAGGUACAGUAGGAAGGCAGAGCAGUAGAUCUGCAACAUGAAGACUGCAAGCAACAUCACGGUUCGCCCGCUACUGCGGCUCCCCUGCGUUUUUCUUUUCGCCAUUGGCUAGGUGGCGUCCGUACCUGCAUCAGCCACUGAU
Molecule: messenger RNA, 2077 nt
Organism: Purpureocillium takamizusanense
Lineage: Eukaryota; Fungi; Ascomycota; Sordariomycetes; Hypocreales; Ophiocordycipitaceae
Gene: ATG17
Product: autophagy protein 17
Exons: 2
Coding region: 181-1695 (504 amino acids)
Biological process (GO): piecemeal microautophagy of the nucleus; activation of protein kinase activity; autophagy of mitochondrion
Cellular component (GO): Atg1/ULK1 kinase complex; phagophore assembly site
Molecular function (GO): protein kinase activator activity; molecular adaptor activity
Source: RefSeq, a predicted model, not a curated record